AUUAAGUACGGCUAGCCUCUUCCAAAUGAAAUAGCCUUCUCCCCUACCCAAAGACGUUUCCUUUUAGUAAAUAUAGAGAUAUUUGUUGUAAUAAGUAACUUCACACAGAUGGUACCUAUGGUACCUUACAUUUACAUGAUGAAAACAUCAUGAAACAAAUUUAGAGGGGGUAUUUUCGUAAAUGAAUCAGCCUUCUAAAAAUAGAUAGUUUACGUGCAUUCUAUUUUGAGAUUAUUUUCCAGUAUAAAACAACGGGUCUCUCUCGAUUGUUGCAUCACUUUGAAACAUCUCAAAACAGCCGACUCGAACAAAUCUAUAUGUGAUUAUCCUUCUUUGAGGAGAAGUUUUUCAAUUCUUCUUUGAGCAAAAGGUACCUUAAACUUCAAGUUUUAGACAAAUGAAGAUGACAAAUCGAACGCGAACGCGAUCCACAGGCCGACGACAACGAGCGCCCCGAGUUUCGGGGAAAUCCGAUAAUAGUAGUUCCGGUGACUCAACUAGUUCAAGCGCCCCUUGUAAAAAGCCUCUCAAUCAAGAGUGGGGAUACCGUUGUCAGCAAAUCCACGCUGACAAGAACUUUUUCUUCAUCUCCCCGAGAUCUUUGCACGCUAUAUGUGGGAGAGAACUUUGCUUUACAAAUGCGCCAGUGGUAUAAACUGACGACUCUCGUUCAUAACACAAACGCAGCGGGGAUUGUGGUCACCAACUUCUUGCCAGUUAGGACAAUGAAGGCUAUGCAGCUGACACCAGGAGGUAACCGAAUCCUCACUGUGCCCAACGCAGGAGGGAGCUCAGAGGUUUCGGAGGUGCUGUCUUUCGAAUUGUUGAGCCGAUGCUUCAACGCCAAGCUGACCAGG
Aplysia californica (California sea hare) is the source of this 857-nucleotide messenger RNA. RefSeq names its product AAC-rich mRNA clone AAC4 protein. The record is from RefSeq and is a predicted model, not a curated record. Lineage: Eukaryota; Metazoa; Mollusca; Gastropoda; Aplysiida; Aplysiidae.